Messenger RNA from Prunus armeniaca (apricot), 189 nucleotides. Lineage: Eukaryota; Viridiplantae; Streptophyta; Magnoliopsida; Rosales; Rosaceae. The record is from the annotation of a GenBank genome assembly.
AUGGCUGAAUGCAGGGACUGUAACAUACCCCACUGUACCGUGGCCUCUUACUCUCUAUUUCUAGGGUUUGGGAUUUGUGAGGGGAUGGGGACGGAUCGUCUGCUAUUAGCGGCGGUAGGACCGCCAAUAAAGCGGCGAGCAGGGUUACGGAGGAAGCAGGCGGGUAGAGGCUCCUACAGGGGAAGUUAG